UAAAACAAUACAUCUAAUAACACAUUCUUCUUCAUUUACAUCUCCCAUCCUUCUCUUUCCAUUAAUAUCAACCCCAUGGAUCUUACCGACGUUAUCAUUUUCUUGUUCGCUCUCUAUUUCAUCAACCUAUGGUGGCGCCGGUUCUCUUCCGCCGGAAGGAGUCAGUGUAACCUGAACAUCCCGCCGGGGCCAAAAGGAUGGCCACUAGUCGGUAACCUACUCCAAGUCAUAUUCCAACGUCGCCAUUUCGUCUUCAUAAUGCGUGACCUACGUAAAAAGUAUGGUCCAAUAUUCACCAUGCAGAUGGGACAACGUACGAUGAUUAUCAUCACGGACGAGAAGCUCAUCCACGAGGCGCUAGUCCAACGCGGGCCAACCUUCGCUUCACGUCCUCCGGAUUCACCAAUCAGGCUCAUGUUUAGUGUUGGGAAAUGCGCUAUAAACUCAGCGGAGUACGGAUCUUUGUGGAGGACUCUGAGGAGGAACUUUGUGACGGAGCUAGUGACCGCGCAGAGGGUGAAGCAGUGCUCGUGGAUACGGACUUGGGCUAUGGAGAAUCAUAUGAAGAGGAUUAAAACGGAGAAUAUUGAGAAAGGUUUCGUGGAGGUUAUGAGCCAGUGUAGGCUAACGAUCUGUAGCAUCUUGAUCUGUCUUUGUUUCGGUGCCAAGAUCAGCGAGGAGAAGAUUAAGAACAUAGAGAAUGUUCUCAAGGACGUUAUGCUCAUAACUUCUCCGACGUUACCUGACUUUUUGCCGGUUUUUACUCCGUUGUUUCGGCGUCAAGUUCGUGAAGCGAGAGAGCUGAGGAAGACGCAGCUCGACUGUCUUGUUCCGUUGAUAAGAAACCGUCGUAAGUUCGUUCUCGCUAAGGAGAGUCCUAACGAAGAGAUGGUUAGUCCGAUUGGUGCAGCUUAUGUGGAUUCUUUGUUUGGUUUGAACCUGGUCGAGAGAGGCGGUGAGCUUCGAGACGAAGAGAUCGUGACUUUGUGUUCGGAGAUUGUCUCAGCCGGCACAGACACGAGUGCAACGACACUUGAAUGGGCGUUAUGUCAUCUGGUGAGUGACCAAAACAUUCAAGAGAAGCUGUACGAGGAAGUUGUUGGAGUUGUUGGCAAAAACGGUGUCGUUGAAGAGGAUGACGUGGCGAAAAUGCCUUAUUUGGAAGCCAUAGUGAAAGAGACCCUCCGGCGACAUCCACCGGGACAUUUCCUUCUCUCCCACGCCGCAGUUAAAGAUACCGAGCUAGGAGGGUACGAUAUCCCGGCGGGGGCGUAUGUGGAAUUUUACACUGCAUGGGUUACUGAGAACCCGGAGAUUUGGUCGGAUCCGGGUAAGUUUCGCCCCGAGAGGUUUUUAACCGGUGGGGACGGCGUUGAUGCUGACUGGACCGGGACACGUGGCGUUACAAUGUUGCCUUUUGGUGCGGGUCGUCGGAUAUGCCCGGCUUGGUCCUUGGGGAUUCACCACAUCAACUUGAUGCUUGCUAGGAUGAUCCAUAAGUUCAAAUGGAUCCCGGUUCCGGGUCCUCCACCCGACCCGACUGAGACUUACGCGUUCACUGUCGUGAUGAAAAAUUCACUCAAAGCUCAGAUCAUGUCAAGGACUUAAACUAGUUUCGUUUUGUAUGAGAAUGCGAUAUGUGUGGGUAAUUAAUAUUUUAAUUCCUUCGUAUUUACGUGGCAUUAAUCUUAGCUAUUUUAAUAUGUUGUUCAUUUUGAACUAUCUUUAUCUA
This is a messenger RNA of Capsella rubella, 1732 nucleotides long. Its product is annotated as cytochrome P450 77A3. The transcript has a single exon. Gene Ontology annotation, molecular function: iron ion binding; heme binding; oxidoreductase activity, acting on paired donors, with incorporation or reduction of molecular oxygen, NAD(P)H as one donor, and incorporation of one atom of oxygen. Gene Ontology annotation, cellular component: membrane. Lineage: Eukaryota; Viridiplantae; Streptophyta; Magnoliopsida; Brassicales; Brassicaceae. Bases 76 to 1608 code for a protein of 510 amino acids. The record is from RefSeq and is a predicted model, not a curated record.